Molecule: messenger RNA, 1865 nt
Organism: Mastomys coucha (southern multimammate mouse)
Lineage: Eukaryota; Metazoa; Chordata; Mammalia; Rodentia; Muridae
Gene: Dusp26
Product: dual specificity phosphatase 26
Exons: 5
Coding region: 582-1217 (211 amino acids)
Biological process (GO): protein dephosphorylation; negative regulation of MAPK cascade
Cellular component (GO): cytoplasm
Molecular function (GO): protein tyrosine/serine/threonine phosphatase activity; MAP kinase phosphatase activity
Source: RefSeq, a predicted model, not a curated record
GAGUGAGCAGUGCGAAGACCCUGUCUGGAAAGGCUUGCAACAGGGCUUUGCCAUUGGUCUGCGGGGCAGCAGCCCUGGCGUGCAAGCGAGGCGGGGCUGCGGGCCUGCGCGGGGCUGUAAACAGGGGCGGGCUGUGUCGCUGCGGUGUGGUGGCUCCCACCGCUGCGUGACACCGUGUCCCUGGGUGUCACCAGCGCGCACACUGAGAGGAACCUGCUUCGAUGUGCGUGUCAUGGCUUAAAAAUAGCUGCGAUCCACCUGCGCGCCGGGGCGGCGGCGCAGCGGCGGGGGCCGCGAAGGAGCCAUGGGCACCGGCCUGCGGGAGCCCGCAGGCCACCUCGGGAUCUGAGACCCUUGCGACCAGGAGGAAGAGCAGUCCCAAGGACAGCGGCUACCUGCUUCGGCUCUCCUGCCGGCCCUGUGACUUUCACCAUCGCUUGGGCAGCAGAAUCUAUUCUAAGAGAGGUUGUUGAGGGGAAAGGAUGGGUCUUUGAGCCCCAGGAGUAGAGCGACAGCUACCUGGUGACUGAGCCAAUCGCUGAAACCACUCCACAUUAGCCACAGUUCCUUCCACCUUGAAAAUGUGCCCUGGUAACUGGCUCUGGGCCUCCAUGACUUUUAUGGCUCGCUUCUCCCGAAGCAGCUCAAGGUCCCCCGUCCGUACUCGAGGGAGCCUGGAAGAGAUGCCUGCUGUUCACCAUCCCUUCCUCAACGUCUUCGAGUUGGAGAGACUCCUCUACACAGGCAAGACAGCCUGUAACCAUGCUGAUGAGGUCUGGCCGGGCCUCUACCUUGGAGACCAGGAUAUAGCCAACAACCGCCGGGAGCUCCGUCGCCUGGGCAUCACCCACGUCCUCAACGCCUCCCACAACAGGUGGCGAGGCACCCCUGAGGCCUACGAGGGACUGGGCAUCCGCUACCUGGGUGUCGAGGCCCAUGACUCGCCAGCCUUUGACAUGAGCGUCCACUUUCAGACCGCUGCGGACUUCAUCCAUCGGGCACUGAGCCAGCCAGGAGGGAAGAUCCUGGUGCACUGUGCGGUGGGAGUGAGCAGAUCCGCCACCCUGGUGCUGGCCUACCUCAUGCUGUAUCACCACUUCACCCUCGUGGAGGCCAUCAAGAAAGUCAAGGACCACAGAGGCAUCAUCCCCAACCGGGGCUUCUUGAGGCAGCUCCUAGCCCUGGACCGUAGGCUGCGGCAGGGUCUGGAGGCAUGAGCUAAAAGGAAUCAGGCCAGGUCUCCCGGGUGGUUGCCUGGCUCCCAGCUGGGAAGCAAAAACCCAGGUGGCAGGUAGUAGCAAGGUCAGACAACCCAUCCUCCCCCAGUGGCAGGAGAGUGAAGAGCCCCCAAGACCACUGUGGCUCCUUGUGGAUGGGGAUGGAGAGCCAGGUUGGGCAGUGUGAUCAGUGGGGGCUGCUGACCGGGGAAGGAAGCAGCUGGGCUGUAAGUAGAGAAUGGCUCUGCCAUUAGGAUUAGUUCCAGCAGGGUGUGCCCAAAUGACUCAGAAUCUCUUUCCUUCAUUGUGUUCAAGUGUCCGCCUCCCUCACCUUCCAAACAAAAGGACCACUGCCCUGCAGUACCUGAGCAGUGGGGAUGUCAGGGAUGCAGCGACACGAUGUGAAGGAAGGUGGUACAGGUUGCAGAAAACAUCAUAUAGAGUAGGUCGGUGAUGGAGUGGUGUGAAAGCCACCAAUGCAGAGGGAGAAAGUUAGAGCUGUGCACCUCCAGGAAGAGGAGGUGUGUGAGGACUGACCUGACACCCUAUGGGAGCUGCUCAGGGUCAAAUGACUUGGAGUCUUUAGGUGGCCAUAUUCUCACUGAAAACCAUGCGUCUGGAGUAAAAAAAUAAAGAGGUGAAAAUGAA